GCCUUAUCACCUCCAAAUUGCUUUGCAGCAAGAUACGUCGGAGUCCUGUUUGCAAGUCUCUUGGCUACGCCUCAUGCUACGCGGCCAGGGACACGAGGAAGAUAUAAAAAUGGCCUGAGAUCCCCUCGAACUCAUCUCUUCUCUCUCCAUCAGCAAGCAUCCUCCGUCUUCAAAGCUCAAUCUCGCUGACUUCCGCUCUUCUCUCGAUCUCAUCGUCUUAACCAUCCAACAAAAUGAAGACCUCUGCUCUCUUGACCGCUGGCCUGCUGGCCACCGCCGCCAUUGCUGCUCCUCUCACCGAGAAGCGCGCCGCUGCCAAGCGUGCUGGCAGCCGUAAGAGCAACCGCCCUCUCAAGCCCGGCACCAGCGAGGCGAUCAACCUGACCGGCGACAAGAACGUCGAGUACUCGUCCAACUGGGCCGGCGCUGUGCUCAUCGGCACCGGCUACACGGCCGUCACCGCCGAGUUCACCAUCCCCACCCCCUCCCUCCCCUCCGGUGCCUCCAGCCGCGAGCAGUACUGUGCCUCCGCCUGGGUCGGGAUUGACGGUGACACCUGCGGCACCGCCAUCCUGCAGACCGGUCUCGACUUCUGUAUCGAGGGCAGCACCGUCAGCUACGACGCCUGGUACGAGUGGUACCCCGACUACGCCUACGACUUCAGCGGCAUCAGCUUUUCCGCCGGCGACGUCGUCAAGGUCACCGUCGACGCCACCAGCAAGACCGCUGGUACCGCUACCGUCGAGAACGUCACCAAGGGCAAAACCGUCACCCACACCUUCUCCGGCGGUGUUGAUGGCGAUCUCUGCGAGUACAACGCCGAGUGGAUCGUCGAGGACUUCGAGGAGAACUCCUCCCUCGUCCCCUUCGCCGACUUCGGCACCGUCACCUUCUCUAGCGCCUAUGCCACCAAGAGCGGCUCCACCGUUGGCCCCUCCGGCGCCACCCUCAUCGACAUCGAGCAGAACAACCAGGUUCUCACCUCUGUCUCGACCACCAGCAGCUCCGUCACCGUCGAGUAUGUUUAAGCGGGACGCUCGGGGACGUGAUGCGAGAAAGCGGCUCGGGUGGUCGGAAGUCCUUUGGGAUGUCGAACGCCCGGGCUUGGGCGCUAUGAGAUCACUGGAAACGAAGACGAGAAUGAGCGAAUGCUGUCACUGAUUGAGAUUGUGCUUUGUUGAUUGUGCUAGGGGCAUGCCUCUGAAAAUUGAGC
Messenger RNA from Aspergillus uvarum CBS 121591, 1213 nucleotides. RefSeq names its product A4/G1 family peptidase. The transcript has 2 exons. The coding region runs from base 234 to 1028 and encodes 264 amino acids. NCBI's taxonomy places the organism in Eukaryota, Fungi, Ascomycota, Eurotiomycetes, Eurotiales, Aspergillaceae. Gene Ontology annotation, molecular function: glutamic-type endopeptidase activity. The record is from RefSeq and is a predicted model, not a curated record. Gene Ontology annotation, biological process: proteolysis.